Hemicordylus capensis (graceful crag lizard) is the source of this 3487-nucleotide messenger RNA. RefSeq names its product sphingomyelin synthase 1 (gene SGMS1). The record is from RefSeq and is a predicted model, not a curated record. Gene Ontology annotation, molecular function: protein binding; sphingomyelin synthase activity; ceramide cholinephosphotransferase activity. NCBI's taxonomy places the organism in Eukaryota, Metazoa, Chordata, Lepidosauria, Squamata, Cordylidae. The transcript has 8 exons. Bases 816 to 2057 code for a protein of 413 amino acids. Gene Ontology annotation, cellular component: endoplasmic reticulum membrane; Golgi membrane. Gene Ontology annotation, biological process: sphingomyelin biosynthetic process; ceramide biosynthetic process.
UGCCGAGUGCCGGCUUCUGGCAGGCACUAACUGAGCGACCUCUGUCGUCGCCGUCGUCGUCACCGCCGCGUCCGCCUAGAGCAGGCGGAGCCAGAAGGACGUAAACUGCCUGCGUAGAAUGACAAGGCCCGUCACGUGGGUGAGCCGUCGCUCACUCGUGUGUCCUCCUCCUCCGCUGUCCCGGAGCUCGCGGGUCGCCAGCUGUCGUCGCGUCGCAGCCACCGCCGGUGCUUUGCUGUACGGUCCUCUUGUUGCAGGCAGGGAGCCUGUCCCAAGGAAACGCGCCCGGCAGGAUUCCCAAAACCGAAAGCGAGUCCCACGCCCCGGCUGGCAAGAGGGUCCUGCUGCAUCCGCUGCUGCAUGCCAAGGUCUCCUUCUGCGUCCCAGACUUCCAGCCUGGAGGAGGCAAGGGAAGGCAGGGGGCCCACGGAGCGCUAGGCACUUCCUUCCUAUGUUUGAAUGUGCUAGCCCGGUUGCUGAGAAGCCAAGAGUGUUCAUAUUCUGUUGAAAAGACGGUAGUGGUUCCAAGGCAUGUGUUCAACAAAUUGAGAAGAUGGAUGACAUUACUAUGACUCCAAGAAACAAGAUUGAAAGGCACCUUCGAAAGCAAAAUGAAGUGAAUAUUGUCUUUACAUUCUACAUGUGGAUAUUUCUCCAAGCAGAUUUGAAACUGUUCUUCACCAACCUGCAAAACUAGUUUCUGCUGCACUUCAGACAGGAUGAGUUAGCCAAGGAGGAGCUUCCUGUUCUGCCAAAAUAGCAACACCUGUCCUGUCUAAAGUGAUUUGAAGACUGCAUGCAAGCAUUCUGACGAAAUGAAAGAAGUUGUGCUCUGGUCACCUAAGGAGGUGGCAGAUUGGUUGCUGGAGAAUGCUAUGCCAGAAUACUGUGAACCAUUGCAACAUUACGCUGGGCACAAGUUGAUCAAUCUAACAAAGGAAGAUUUUGAGAAGCCCCCUUUGUCACGUGUGUCUUCAGACAAUGGCCAGCGGCUGCUGUACAUGAUAGAAACUUUAAAAAUGGAGGACCACAUUGAAGCACACAAAAACGGUCAUGCCAAUGGCUACUUGAUUGUCACUACGGAGAGCCCCAUCAGUGAAAAUGGCUUCAGCGACACAACCAAACUGAAUGGGAUGCCAAAUGGCUAUAGGAAGGAAAUGAUAAAAAUCCCUAUGCCAGAGCCAGAACGUUCCCAGUAUCCCAUGGAGUGGGGGAAGACUCUGCUGGCUUUCCUUUAUGCAAUUUGUUGUUUAAUCCUUACCACAGUGACAAUCUCAGUUGUCCACGAACGGGUGCCUCCCAAGGAGGUAGACCCACCCCUACCAGAUGCUUUUUUUGAACACUUUGACCGGGUGCAAUGGGCCUUUUCUAUAUGUGAAAUUAAUGGUUUGAUCCUUGUAGGACUCUGGUUCAUUCAGUGGCUGCUCUUAAAAUACAAGUCUAUUAUUAGUAGAAGAUUUUUUUGUAUAGUUGGCACACUGUACCUGUAUCGGUGUAUUACAAUGUAUGUAACUACACUUCCAGUACCUGGCAUGCAUUUCAACUGUUCUCCAAAGCUCCUUGGUGAUUGGGAAUCGCAUAUGAGGAGGAUAAUGAAGCUGCUUGCUGGAGGAGGUCUCUCGAUCACAGGAUCGCAUGAUAUGUGUGGUGACUAUCUGUACAGUGGUCACACGGUGAUGUUAACACUUACGUACUUAUUUAUCAAAGAGUAUUCACCUCGGCGACUCUGGUGGUAUCAUUGGAUUUGCUGGGCUCUCAGCAUAACUGGCAUGUUCUGUAUUCUCUUGGCUCAUGACCACUACACUGUGGAUGUGGUAGUGGCUUACUACAUCACUACAAGACUUUUCUGGUGGUAUCACACAAUGGCCAAUCAACAAGUGCUAAAAGAAGCUUCGCAGACUAAUCUUCUUGCACGGGUGUGGUGGUACAAGCCCUUCCAGUACUUUGAAAAGAACGUUCGAGGCAUUGUCCCCCACUCUUAUUAUUGGCCGUUUCCCUGGCCAGUGUUGCAUCUGAGUAGACAACCUAAAUACAGCAAACUGGUGAAUGACACAUAACAGCUACAAAAAGGAGAUGGCAGGAGAACUGUCUUAAAGUGCUAAGAACUCCCCAAGAGAAGAUGCCAUAAAAGCUGAACUGCUCCCUUCCCUUUUCCUUUUACCUUGACUUUAACCUAUUCUCUUACCUGGUAGGCACUGUGAUCUUUUUCUCUCUCCAAAGGAACUGCGAUGGACAACAAUAAAGAAAUCAUAAAUUAUCAUGCACUGUAUACAUCUCUUGUUAAUAGAUUUUGGAUUUGCAUUGCUCAUCACCAUGUUUCUUUGUAUAUGAUGCAGCGGCAUAAACAAAAACGGCUUUUAUAUCAUAAGUUCUGGUCUUUCCAGUUUAGUCUGGGAAUAAAGCGUAUUAUUUUCUUGGGAAAACAUAAUUUUCAUAUCUCUUGCCCCAAAGAUUGGGCUGUAAGCCAUUUUCUAGCAAAUGUCUAUAUGAAGGUUUCUAAUUACCUGACUAGGAUAAUAUACAGGAAUCUUUCUACCUGUUUCACCGAAGUUACAAAUGAUAGAUGCAGAAAGGUUUGGUAUUCUUUGAUUUUGUAAAUCUGCAGUGACAGUGUCAAAAAGUGCAAAAAACUAUUCUGUUGUAAAGUGAUUUUCUAAGUAUUUCCUAACUUUAUUUUUCAAAAUGAUAAGCAUAAAAAAUAAAAUCGAAAAAGAUUUUUACAUGUCAGAGAAAAGAGUUUAAAUAAAAAAAAUGCUUCUUGGCAGAGAGAUUUGUCUGUUUCUAGUGCCUUUCUUGUCUUGAUAGUAUGGUCAGUGGGCAGUCUUUACAAGUUUUUAUUUAAGAGAAAGUAUUCCAUGAAACCAAUAGUAUAUGUAUUGUACACAUUACUAAAUUUUGAUUUAUAUCUAAAUUAAAUUGGAAAUCUGCUUGCAAUGUUCAGAUGACUGAUUUGGAAGGAAAACCAAAUAUGAUGAUCAAGUCUUCACAUAUUGUAGGUAGGUUAGAGUAAAAUGUGCUUCUUAAAUUAUGUUAUUGUCUAUUCCAUACAUGGAUUUUAACUAUAGCAAGAAAACAGCCAUGAAUUCUUUUUUAUAAGAUUUUUUCCCAAAUUAUCAGCAGAUCAAAAAUCAAACUAUGAACAAUGUCUUCAUCCCUGAAUUUAAAAUAUUGUUGAAAAACAAUUGAUUUCUUUAAAACUGAAUUGUGCAGAAACUGCAUGUAACUAAAAUGUCAAUCCUGCCAUAAAUACUGUGUUUUGGGGGAAGUAUUCUAUCCUAUACUUGCCAAUGUGCAGAGCAAAAUAGUUUUUUAAGAAUGAAGAAGCAUAUAUAUAUCUAUAUCUAUAUCUAUAUAAAUAUAUAUAUCCAUUCUGUAUUUUAUGUGAAGCAGAGUUAUCUUCUGUAGGGUUUUUUUGUGUGUUCAACAAGGUGAAAUUUGUAUUGUAAAACAAUAAUGGUGAAGGAAAUAAAAAAGGCUUUUAAACAAA